AUGCUGAUCACGCUGUGCUAUCUCUACCUAUGGGCGCGCUGGGGGCCUUGUUCGGCCGCGCUCAUCCGGCGCACUGUGCGCCGUCUCCACCGCUCCCGCUGCUCCUUCACUUUCUGCUGCUGCGCCGGCCCCCCGGCGCCCGCGGUUCUCCCUGCUCGGCAGCCUCACAGGCAGGUGCCUCCCGAGGACCGAGUCUGCCUCAGGAUAGGGAACAAAGUCUUUUUCACGGACGAGACGCAGUUCCUUGAUGACUUAAACAGGUGGAGUCUGUUUCUCAUUUCUCCUUUUAUUUAUCCUGAUAAGUUACUUAAAGCAGAGCAUAUAGCUUUUGUGACAGAAAGCAUUUCAUCUCAGACAGAUCAUUUGCAAAAAGUACCUGGCUCUUCAAAAGAGAUUGUGAAGUGGUCAGAUUAUUGUUCACCAUUGGCCUAUAAACCUGGUGAGCCUUAUAAGUUAAUUGCUGAAGCAAGUGUUGAUAAUUUCAGUAACCUUGGAAUAGCAUUCAUGGAAGACAGGCUUCAAAUGGAUAAUGGAAUGGUGCCACAAAAGAUUGUUUCUGUCCAUUUACAGGAAUCUACUCUGAAGGAGUUGGUGCAGGUGGCACCAUCUGUAAAAGGGGAAAAUCUAAGCAGUACACAAAUGGAUGAAGUAACUCCUGCUGCUACUCUUGGGACUACUGUUAAAUCAGGAUUAGGAGUAGCUGAAUCAGCAGGACAAGGUGAAGAGGAGAAAUCCAAACUAGAGGAAGAAAGUGAGAAUGAAGAUGAAUUCAAUAGUCUAUCUGAUGAAGAGACAAGUGCUGGAAAACAUCAUCACUUGCAUCUUUCCAGCUGUCAUGAAUGCCUGCAACUUGAAAACAGUACUAUUGAAUCAGUUAGAUUUGCCUCUGCAGAAAACAUUCCAGAACUUUCUGAUGAUUGCAAUAGCAAGCUGGAAGAGAAGAAUGAUGACUGUCUAGCAAGAGGAAUAAAGAGAGUAAACCUUGCUGGAAAACCUCCUAAUAUAUUGAUUUAUCUUGGCUCUGAACCUGCAAAAGCAGAAUUUGAGCAGGUAAAAUCAGUCCUUCAGGAAUGCAUUGAUGCAGACAGCUACACCCUCUACCAGCUGCAUGAGGAACAAGUUCUGAAAGCUCCGUGGAUCGAUAAUUCACUGUUGUUGAUCAUUGCUACAGAGCAACCUAUUUCUGAGAAGAACCACAAACAAUUUAUGAAGUUUUUAUCUAAAGGUGGGAAGAUUCUAGGAUUUUCUUCAUCUUUUACAUUUGAUGGGGUACAAAUUAAAAAGAAAAACAAACUGAAGAAAAUUGUUCAUGAAUUAAUGGUCUCUAAAAUGGACAGCACUGAAAUGAAAUUAAAUCUUUUGAUCAGUGGCUGUAUUUUUGAGGAAGUAAUGAAGGAAGAUACCACCAAAAUGAAGAUAUUGAGUCGAUUAAAUAAUACUGAUGAAGAUAUAGUUAUUGUUCAUCUGACUUACGGAGACAGUGGAGGAGAAGCUAUUCUUUCUCAGGUACACUUGGAACUGGAUGUCAAUUCUAUGAAUGUCCAAACUGAGGAGGAUUUUAAUCUGCUUAAGAUGAGCAAUGCCCAGAGAUAUGAAAUUCUCAGAGAGAUCCUGACAUCGCUUGGCCUGAGUUGUGAAUUAAGUAAAACUCCUAUGUUAACACCUAUUUACCUUCUCUCUUCUGAUGAGGAAAUCCAUCUUGCUUUUCUGAAAUGGCUCGAGGGAAAUGUAGAUGCUGAAGGACUAAGAGCAUCCAGUAAGGUGUCCCUUAAAUUUGUUUCAUCCUGUGAAUCAAAAAUGGACAUAAUUCCAUCUCUCAUGCCAGUCAUCACUGAGAUGGGAAGCUUCUCAUCAGAACACUUCAGUUUGAAGACAUAUCAACAGAAUCUUCAAACAAAGAAGCUUGGAAAGAUUCUUCUUUUUGCUGAAGUAACCACAACAACAAUGAAUCUUCUAGAUGGAUUAAUAUUCGAGUUGCCUGAGGAGAUGGGUUUAAUAGCGGUUGCUGUUCGACAAACACAAGGGAAAGGACGUGGUGGAAAUGUUUGGCUCAGUCCCUUGGGCUGUGCAUUAUCCACUUUACAUAUCGCCAUUCCUCUACAUUCCAACCUGGGCCAGAGAAUUCCUUUUAUUCAACACCUGGUAUCCUUGGCAGUGGUAGAGUCAGUUAGAUCAAUACCAGGAUAUGAGGAUAUUGAUCUGCGAGUAAAAUGGCCAAAUGAUAUUUACUACAGUGAUCUUAUGAAGAUUGGUGGAGUUCUGGUAAACUCUACACUUAUUGAAACAACAUUUCAUAUACUUAUUGGCUUUGGAUUUAAUGUGAAUAACAGCAACCCCACUAUAUGCAUCAAUGAUCUCAUCACAAAAUUUAAUAAGGAAGAGGGGACACAGUUAAAGCCUUUAACUGCAGACUGUCUUAUUGCAAGGACUGUAACUGUACUAGAGAGGCUUAUAGAUAUUUUUCAAGAGAAAGGGCCCAAUGGAGUUCUUCCUCGUUACUACAAGUACUGGAUACACAGUGGUAAGCAAGUCUGUCUCCACAAUGAGGAGGGCCCGCUUGCUUGGAUAGUCGGGAUAGAUGAUUACGGAUUCCUUCAAGUUCAUGAAGAAGGCAAGGGUGUGGAGUCUGUGCACCCAGAUGGCAACUCUUUUGACAUGCUGAGAAACCUCAUUGUCCCAAAGUAUUCAUAGUCCUCAGAGCUCACAGUGCAGAGAGAGGUACUUUAGUAAAUGGCACCAAGCAGCUAAACUUACUUAAAGGUGGAAAGGGUAGUUGCUAGCUAGAUUUCUGAUAUCAUUGUUCUUUAAUGUGGAUAACAACGACAGUUGAGGUAAUUAUCUCAUUGCUGAAGGCCUUUAUUCUUUCAUAUUAACUUCAAAACACAUCUAUGUUGCCUUCUUUUUUAAGCAUCUGUUCUUUAAAAGGAGCCUGAUUGCAAAGGAAUACUUGGCAGUGAACAGAACUUCUCUUAAUUUACACACUGUAUUUGAGAAACUGAAGUGGCUAUAUUUUUUCUUUUUGUGUCUCUGUGUUUUUAUUGUACUUUAGCCCAAUGCAGUACAAUAUUUACAUUUGUACUAUUUUUUUUUAAACUAAACUCUGGUUUAUGUGUUGUCUGCAGUGGAAACAGCUGACAGAGCUUGUCAUAUAUUUCUGAAUGACUGGGAUUACCAAUGUGUUUAAAUUCAGGUCUAAGUGUAGAGCCUUGCUGGUUUGGUUCUGCUCCAUGUGGACCUGUACACCAGUUUACCACCCUGUGCAUUGAUCUCACAUCUGCAACUCUCUCAUGGCUGCCUUGCAUUUUUUGAGAGUUUUCUAUCAGCACUUAAGAACUGUGGUUGGUUAUCCAAAUGGUUUGUACUCUGCUAUACCUAGGUGAUUGGUUCUGAGUAAAUCAUCUCAUAUCUUCUUUGAAUCAUAGUCAUCCAAGAGGCUUUAGCCCCAUAAGAAUAGCCUACUGGAGCAGUGUAUUGCCAAGUUGCAAUCUUCUUAUCCAGGUUCUUGUAGAAUGCCAUGUCAGGAGAGGGAAGUCCGAAAUAAUUUUGAAUUUAAUAGUAAUUCUAUUGUAACAGCAAUGAAGUGAAGAAAAAAGAGAAAAUGUCCAGCUCUUAAAAUCCCUGCUGUAAACAGCUACUACGGGGAAAAAGUAAAAAAAACAUGCAGUUAAGCUGUGUCCAAGUUCUCUUCCAUUUUUUGUGUUGUCGUUCCCUUUCCCAAAGCCAGUCAUCUGGUUUUGGUGCUAACCAUGAAAAGCAAAAGGUGUAGCACCUGCUGACUUGAAAGUCGCUUGCUUUGCAGGCUGGCUGCACAGUUCUAGAUUAGGUGUAACAGCUCGGUUGUGAUUGGAAAGCAUUGUGAAGCAGGCACAUGGGAGCUUCCGGGUGAUGGCAGCUUGUCAGGUUUUUUUCCUCCCCGGCAAGACGAAUUUGCACCAGGAGGCUGGGUCACCACAGCACUUCAAACAGUUCUCUGCAAAUGUAAAGUUUGUCAUAGAUAUGAUGUGGCCAGCUUAAUUUCCUCAAGUAGGCAGCACUGCUUAUUAUGUUACCUUGUGCCUACCGAAAGUGGAUCAGCCAAAUUGGUUUCCACAAAGGGUUUUUGUCUACUAGCCAGAAAUGGGGUUUUUGCGUUAAAGUUCACCUCAUAAACAAUAUGAACAUGUUAGUAGAUUGUUUCAGUUACAAAGCCAAGAAGUCUUAAAACAAGGAAACUAGUCUGUAAUGGUAAUAUAGGGUAAUCCUCACAUAUUAGGGUUUAGGUGGUUUGGCAGCAAGUGCUAGAAAUUAAGUUGUCCCUGUUACGUUUAGGAUUUUAUGCUUCAUAUCACAGUAGAUUUGUCCGUGUGCUGGUUGUCCAUUCCCUGCUGUUUUGUUUUCCCCCAUGUUCUGCAUUGUAUGAGACUGCACACCAAUAUUUCACAGAACAGCAUAGCAGAGUGUAGACAGCUGUUAAGUGGAAUAGUUAAAGUGAUACACAUGAACACCGUUUUUUUUCCCACCAGAUGCUUUCAGAACUGCUUUGGGCUGUUAAUUUUUGGCAACUACCUUUAUUUCAGAGUCAAGUAUUGAUGCAUAUUAUAAUCAAAUGAAACUUGAGUCUGAGUUAAUAAAGUUUAAAUAAAAAGAAGGAACUAUUUAUAUAUUAAUAUAUAAAAAAUGUAUGUGUGUGCAUACACACUCUCACAUCUUCUUUGUGCAUCUUCACUUGCCUUUUCCUUUGAGCAGCUUAUGAGCAACGCAUGCUGCUGCAGGUCAGCUGUGGAAAACGUAGCUCUGGGACUGUUUUCCAGCCCCAAAUUUUACAAAACUUUAGAUCUGUACCUCAAUCCAAUAUUUUUAGCUAAAACACUCUUUCUGUUUUGGUACUGUAUGAUAUGCCUAUAGGAAGCACCUCUGAUCUCACUCAAAUUCCAGUUAGACUGCUGAGUGCCUGUAGAGAUUUCUUGUAACAACCAGGUCACACAUCAGGUUUUGACUUGAACUGCUUCCUUAAAACAUGCUGUCCCUUUACUAGUGACAAGAAUGAUAGGGGUAAAUGAUAAAACAUGUUCCUCUGAAGGACAGAAUGAACCUGCAGGCCUUGACUCAGCUACAUUACCACAGUGUCUGGGCAGCAGGCAGAUGGAUUUUUUUUUUACAGUAAAAUGCCGCAGUAUUUCCAGGUUGCUAUCAUUCCUUUUGGAUUUCUUCAUAGCCUUCUUAAUUAAAAGCUUGUUCUAGUCUCACUUUGAGUUGUGAGAUUAUUCUGAAAAUUAAUUUUUGCUUUGGAAAGAAACAGCAUUUAGCUUCCUUUCCACAAAUGAGUAUGUGGACGGCACUGUGGGAAUGUACCACUUUGCCUCUACUUUUCAGUGGCUUAUUCUGUGUGCACAAAACUACCUGUUGUCUUGAGGAAACAGCCUUGAGUUGGAUGAAGUAUGUGUUACGAACCUGACCUUUCCUUCAGAAGAACCAAAGAACAUCAGAAAGAAAAUUGCCAUUGUGUGGGGAACAGCUGCAUUAAAUCUUUCUGACCAGCACCUGUUCCUAUCAGAAAGCCAGUGAACCUGCUUUCACCAUACUCACCUUAAGACAGAUGGAGAGCACAGCCAGUAGUCUUUUUAUGCCAAACUUGGCACAGGUAGAAAGCCACAACAUUUUUGUAUGAAAAUGUGAGUAUUGUUCUUUAUAUAGGACAGACAAAUGUGGUGUAAUGCGUCUCUGGACGUGGGUGUGGAGAGAAUCAGACAGCUCCAGAUCCAGGAGUAAUGCACUGAAAAUGUUUAAUUUUAUUCAACUGUCUAGAUUAGUAAAACACCUCUUUCAUUGUGAGGCUGAUGUCAUAACUUUAACUAUUUUCUUGAUGAAGUGCUUUCAAAAAACAUUUAUUAGGGUGUCCAUAUUUCUGAGAGUUCAUUUUUUUUCCCCCUCCUGCACUCUGUUAUAACAUUUCUCAUUACACAUUAUAAAAAUAUUUGUAGAGAUUGUUUAUUGAUAGGAAAACUUCUGCUGGGUGUGUUGGCACGUGUGUGUGUUCAGACAGAGUAAGCGGGUUCUGUCCAGGCAGCACCAAAGCUGCUUCCAAAGAUUUGAAAAAGUAAUAAUGGACUCAACAUUUAAGAGUUCAAGCGAUACAUCUCACUGCUAGUAAAAGGUUUUAUAAGACUUCAGAGAAUUUCUUAAAAUAUAUCAAGCAGAUACAAUCUACUUCAAGGGCUAUUACCUAGAAAUAAUAUUGAAGCAAUUUAGUUCUUUAUGCUGCUGCUUCAUUGUACUUUUUAAACAUUUAUUUAUUUGCUUUUUCGAAUUCAGUUGCGAGACAUCAACAGCCUAAAAAAAUUAGUCUCUGCAACUACUUUGGAAUAUACAGUAGCCAUAGAAAAAAAAAAUAAAAUUGAAGUACGGCUUAAUAUCUGUCAUGAAAAAGAUUUGUGCCGCAAAGACCUGAUUCCUCGGGGUAACCGGUUUGAUAAAAGCAUUUGCAUGCACGAGUUGCUGCAGCGAUGCACCACACUGAUCAGACACCAAAGAAAUUAAAUCUGGACUGAGGAAAUAACAGAGGUCAAAAAAUGCUGGCGCGCUUCUGGCUGCGGUCAUGUAACACACAAUUGAGAGAAAAGAACCACAGGGAGGAAUUGUAAACUGACAUCGUGUUGGAGUAUCUUGCAUUAGCGCCUUUCAUUAGUGAUUCUGUGGUAUUUGCAGUUCCUCAAGAGUCUGUCUAUAAAAUGCAGCAUGGCUAAAAUUCAGUAAAUUUUAUAAAUCUUUCCACUUUAUAGUGCAUUAUCUGUCAAACAUAUUACAUAUUACAAUUGAAAUAAAUUUUCAGAUAU
Colius striatus (speckled mousebird) is the source of this 6812-nucleotide messenger RNA. It is a transcript of the gene HLCS, whose product is annotated as holocarboxylase synthetase. Gene Ontology annotation, cellular component: cytoplasm. The coding region runs from base 1 to 2691 and encodes 896 amino acids. The record is from RefSeq and is a predicted model, not a curated record. Gene Ontology annotation, molecular function: biotin--[biotin carboxyl-carrier protein] ligase activity. Gene Ontology annotation, biological process: protein modification process. The transcript is spliced from 11 exons. NCBI's taxonomy places the organism in Eukaryota, Metazoa, Chordata, Aves, Coliiformes, Coliidae.